Messenger RNA from Debaryomyces fabryi, 3327 nucleotides. RefSeq names its product exocyst subunit (gene SEC8). The record is from RefSeq and is a predicted model, not a curated record. Gene Ontology annotation, cellular component: exocyst. The transcript has a single exon. NCBI's taxonomy places the organism in Eukaryota, Fungi, Ascomycota, Pichiomycetes, Serinales, Debaryomycetaceae. The coding region runs from base 1 to 3327 and encodes 1108 amino acids. Gene Ontology annotation, biological process: Golgi to plasma membrane transport; exocytosis.
AUGAAUUUCAAUGGACAUAAGUCUGAACAAGAACAACGAAAAAUGAAAGAGUCCAUAUUUGAAUUGAAAGAAGUACAGACUACUCUUAGAUACGAAUGGCCUCAGUGUUUACAAGAAAACGCUAAUCCUAUUGAAAUGGCAGUAUCCCUUCUUGAUGAUACAUCUGUGGGGAUGGCAUAUAAGUUACCGGAGUUCCAGGACUUAUCGAAACAGACAAAAACUGCCUUACGACAUGUUGUGAACGAGCACCAUGAUAUUUUCAAUAAUAGUAUUGGUUCAUACCAUGUGUUACUUUCGACCCUUCAGGAAUCACAGCAUGAUUCUAUACAGAUAAAAGAAAUGCUUGAAUCUGCAACUACAGAAAUCCAUAAUCGUUCAGACGUGUUGACAGAGUUGAACCAAACAUCCGCAAGGUAUUCUGAAAUGAUUGAAAUUUUGGAUGCAAUGGACGAAUUGGUUUCCAUACCUGAUAAGAUAGACCAGCUUAUUAUUGAUAAAAAGAUCCAUCAGGUGUAUGAUGUGAUAUCGCAUGGUUAUAAGGUUGCAGAACAAUAUAAUUUAUGGUCAUUAUCUGCAAUGAGUACUACCAAAAGUUAUUUGGAACUGCAGUCCAAUAAUUUGUUUGAUAUGAUUGUCGAUGAAUUACAGAACGAAAUAUACUUGAAGAGCUCUACGUUACUGAAUGAUGGAUCUUCCGGAAGCAGUGUCCUAUCGUGGCUGGCAUUGGGUACUUCCGGGAAGCCUCAGUUGUCCUCUAUCAAGGCUUUAGUUACAGAACUGAAUAAUCUAGAGCAAUAUAUUUAUAAUUCAGCGAAUUUGGAUAUAUCAGAAAUUGCUGAUUGCUUUUCUGAACCGGUUGAGGAAUUUAUUGUCAACCAAUUGCCCAAACUUCACACACAUUAUUCUAAUAGUGACUCCGAGAUAGAUUAUUCAAUAAUGAUUGAUGCAGCUCUGAAUGAUAAUUCAAAGUCUUAUCAUUAUAUAUACAAGUUACUAAAUACUGCAUCGAAGUUAAACCGUUUACCUCAAGUAUUGGAAAUACUUACCAAUUCAAACCAGCAAGAAUUACAUGGAUUAAUAAAUAGAACAACAGAAGAAGCUAAGCUGAGAAAUAUGCAGCAUUUGAAUAAGCUAGCAAAAUUGAAAAACUUAGAUCAUUCCUAUGCUACAGAUAUGAUCAGCGGAAGUACAUUUAAUGACUACUCAGUCGUUAUUCUACAAGAUUUAUUCGGAUCUAUAUUCAUAAAGGCUUUAGCUGUUUUACAAAAACAUAAAGUAGUAACAGAGAUUGUCGAGAUGAUCAAAGUAAGGGAUUCUUACAAUAUAACACAUAACUUUGAUAAUAUUUGGGGUUCCAUUAGAAAGGAAUUGCGAGCUUUAAUGAUCAACUAUACAUAUGAUGUUCCAGUAUUUGGAUUAAAUCCAAUCAAUGGAGGUAAUGAAAUAAACAAGCAAAGUGGUUUACAUGAAGUUUUGCAGAGAAAUGAUUUAUUCAAAUUUGAGGAUGUUUCCUACGACAAAUCGGCGAAAACUACGGAAGAUAUGAAAACCAUAUUGCAAGACAUGUUUCCUGGAUUUGUUUUAUCUGAUUCCGAGUCAAAGUUUGGGAGUACUAUCAAGUCGAACUCGUUCGAGAUCGAAUCUCCAUAUAUCAAAAAUGAAACGUUCAAUGCGUUGGUGGAAGUUCUUGUCCCUAAAAAUAUAUUCAACAUGAGAAUAAUUCUAGAAUUUUUAUUAGUCUUUAUUGCUGGAUCUCAAAGAUUAUUUGCUAACUUUUCUAAAGAAGAGAAUCUUUCAAACGUACAAAAUAAUACGGCGCUCAAAUUCUUUAAUGAAUAUAUGAAAGGUUCUUUCCUUCCAAGGUUAAGGGAAAAUCUCGAUAAUGCAUUCAAAGAGUACGUUAGCGGCAGAUCUAAUUUUGAACAAAAUUCUAUUGCCGAGCAUGAAAACCCAGAUAUUAAUAACUCAGUGUUAUCGGGAUUUAAAGCAGAAGUUACGCCAUUGGAUCAGAUUGAAAAUGAUUCGAGUUCGCUCGUAAUUAACACUACAAGUAAUUCUUCUGCCAUGAUAUUUCAAAAUGCAUUAGAUUUUAGACGUUUAUUCACCAAUGCUUGUUCAGUUUUAAACACAUCUUUGACAUACCGUAAAGACUUUAGUGAUUUAUGUUUGCAUUUUUUGAGAAAAUUUUCAAAUACUUAUGCACAGUUUUAUAACGAAUUAUUACUUCCAAGUGGAGCACAAAACAAUGGUGAAAUUUCAAUGAACGGGAGUAAUACUUCUAAACCUAGCCUGCAGCUCAAUUCAUGGAUGCGUAUACCAGCUUUGAUUGAGAUAUCGAACAUUAUAUUACAACAAGAUUCAACUCCGAAGGAUUUUGAUGCACUCCUUGAUAAGGAGAUCGAAAUUAUGACGUAUAAUAAUGACAAGUCUAAACACAUUUUUGAUAUUACAAAAGACGACUUUCUAGAUAAUGACUUCAUUAACCAAGUAUGUUAUCUUUUGUUAACAACAUCUUGGAUUUUGACAUGGUUGCCAUUAAUGAAAAAAGAAUCAAACUAUACAGUUUAUAAUGACGAUGUUGAUACUGUAAAAUUAUCUACAGUGGAUAAGUUGAAACAUGAUUGGUGCUUCCUCGAGAAUGGUCUCACUAGUCCUACAAACUUGGAUAAUAAGCAAAGGAACGUAUAUUUGGCGUUGAAUUCUGAUAAGGUUCACCAAUUUAAUGAAAUAAUUAAGACAUUCGAGGUAAUAAGAGACGGUACCUUAGUUGCACUUAGAUAUGAUUUGAGGUGUAAGGCUAUUUAUUAUAUCGGAAGGUCUUUCAAAGAAGGUGAAUGGCUUCCAAGUUCUGAGCCAGGUGAUGCUGAUCAAUACAUUGGAUUGUAUAAUAAAGAAGCGUUUGCGGUAGAGAAUAAAUUGAAUAAUAUCUUAAAUGAUAAUGAUAAAAAUGGAGUUUUUGUUGGUUUACCAAAAUUUUUGAGCGAAUUAAUGAUAAAAGGGUCCUAUAUCAUUCCAAAGAUUAACACUAAUGGCAUUAAGAAAAUAUUAUUGAACAUUUUCACACUACAACAAAUGUUGCGAAAUGUAAUGAAUGAUGCCGAAAGUGUUGAUUUUACUAAACCAUCACUGUACUAUGAGUUGUUUACGAGACACGAACAAGAAUUUUUAGAAAUUGUUAAAAGAAAUCAUUUGAAUUUUACUUCGAAAGAAAUACAAAAUCUAGUCAGAUUGCUCUAUAGUGAGAAACUAGCUGAUGGACGUGGAAGUUCAUUCCAUAAGUCGAAGUUUACCGAGCUUGAGAGAAAGAUUACUGAAAUUUUAAAUUAA